GCUAUACUUUACAGCUUAUACCAUUUCAUGCAGCUCGUGGAUAACAGCACGUUUCUGACACGGUUAGCUGCCGAAUUCGAGUCGCAUAAGGAAAAAGGAACUAUAUGGCUGACGCAUAAACGACUAACCCAUGAUGGCGAGGAUGCCACUAUGAAUGAUGCAGAUGGUACCAGGGAAUAUCCUUGCUUAGUUCGCGCCACAGAUGGCAAGAAAGUUAAGUUUUCUACUCAGGUUGAAUCAAAGGAUCUGAUGAAAUUCCACUCUGCCUAUGGUUCGCUACUGAAAUCGUCGAUGACUACUCUCCGAAAACGAGACAAAAAGCGGGAGAAACAGCGCGCUGAGGAGCUUGCGCGUCGAAAACGUCGAAUGGCAGAACAGAUUGUCGUAGAGGGGCCGAAGAGAGGGAAUGGUCGCAGAAAGAGACAGCGGAAGAUGAAGGCAAUCGUUAAACAGGAAGAACUGAAGGAACGAGUUCGAGCCAGAGACGAAGCAAAGGCCAGGAGUGUAUCAACCUGAAAUUUCAUGUUCUUGUCGCUGUAUUUUGCAUAAAAGUAUUGUGUUGACUAAUUGUAAAACCCUCCAGCAGACUGCAAGGGAUCUAUAGUA
This is a messenger RNA of Serpula lacrymans var. lacrymans S7.9, 606 nucleotides long. RefSeq lists its product as uncharacterized. The transcript has 4 exons. Gene Ontology annotation, cellular component: signal recognition particle, endoplasmic reticulum targeting. Gene Ontology annotation, biological process: SRP-dependent cotranslational protein targeting to membrane. Gene Ontology annotation, molecular function: endoplasmic reticulum signal sequence receptor activity; 7S RNA binding. The coding region runs from base 28 to 516 and encodes 162 amino acids. The record is from RefSeq and is a predicted model, not a curated record. Lineage: Eukaryota; Fungi; Basidiomycota; Agaricomycetes; Boletales; Serpulaceae.